UCUCCUUUUCCUUUUCCUUUUCCUUUUCCCUUCAUCGCGCCCACCUGUCUGCCUGGUUCCUCUGGCAACAUGUCCCAGAAUGUCAAUCCAACCGCGGACCCCACAAAGAUGGGGCUUGGACGGUCCAUUGCCGUGCUGACGUCAGGAGGAGACGCCCAAGGUAUGAACGCCGCUGUGAGAGCCACAGUCAGAGUUGGUCUUUACACCGGAGCCAAAGUCUACUUUGUUCACGAGGGAUACCAGGGCCUGGUGGAUGGAGGGGAUAACAUUCGCCCGGCCACGUGGGAGAGUGUGUCCAUGAUGCUUCAGCUGGGAGGUACAGUUAUCGGCAGUGCCCGCUGCAAGGACUUCAGAGAGAGGGAGGGUCGUAUGAAGGCUGCCCUCAACCUGGUGAAGCUGGGCAUCACCAACCUGUGUGUGAUCGGAGGUGACGGUAGUCUGACCGGAGCCAACCAGUUCAGGACUGAGUGGAGCGGACUGCUGGUUGACCUGGUCAAAGCUGGAAGAAUUACAGAUGCAGAAGCCAAGAAAUCUUCCCACCUGAACAUUGUUGGCAUGGUCGGCUCCAUCGACAAUGACUUCUGUGGCACUGACAUGACAAUCGGCACUGACUCCGCCCUGCACCGCAUCAUCGAGGUGGUGGAUGCCAUCACAACAACAGCACAGAGCCACCAGAGGACGUUCAUCCUGGAAGUGAUGGGCAGACACUGUGGGUACCUGGCCCUGGUGACGGCUCUGGCCUGUGGCGCCGACUGGGUGUUCAUUCCAGAGAUGCCACCAGAUGAGGGCUGGGAGAACCACUUGUGCAGGAGGCUGACAGACCAAAGGGCCCGAGGUUCUCGUCUGAAUGUGAUCAUUGUAGCUGAGGGUGCGAUGUCCAGAGAAGGCAAACCGAUUACAUCUGAACAGAUUAAAAAGCUGGUGACUGACAGGCUCGGCUUCGACACUCGCACCACUACUCUAGGACACGUACAGAGAGGUGGCACACCCUCCGCCUUCGACAGAAUCCUGGGCAGCAGGAUGGGAGUGGAGGCCGUGAUGGCGCUGCUGGAGGCCACUCCAGACACUCCUGCCUGUGUGGUCAGCUUGUCCGGGAACCAGGCGGUCAGACUGCCGCUCAUGGAGUGUGUGCAAGUGACCAAAGAUGUGACUGCAGCCAUGGCUGAGGGCAGAUUCGAUGAUGCUAUCAAGCUCAGAGGAAAGAGUUUCGAGAACAACUGGAACACAUACAAACUUCUGGCUCACAUCAACCCCCCAGAUGUUAAGAGUAACAUCAAUGUGGCCGUCAUGAACAUCGGAGCCCCCUGUGCUGGUAUGAACGCUGCAGUCCGUGCAGCAGUCAGGAUGGGCCUCAUCCAGGGUCACAACAUGUUGGCUGUCCAUGACGGCUUUGACGGUCUGGCUCAUGGACAGGUUGAGCCCAUCACCUGGACUGCAGUCAGUGGCUGGACUGGAAAGGGAGGCUCAAUGUUGGGCACCAAGAGAACUCUGCCGGCUAAAAUACUGGAGGAAAUCAGCCAGAACAUCGCCAAGUUCAACAUCCACGCUUUGGUGAUCAUCGGUGGAUUUGAGGCCUAUGUGGGAGGCCUGGAGCUGGUUCAGGCCAGGGAGAAAUAUGAGGAGAUGUGCAUUCCCAUGGUGGUUAUCCCCGCCACCGUCUCCAACAACGUCCCUGGCUCCGACUUCAGCAUCGGCGCUGACACGGCCCUCAACACCAUCACCGCGACCUGUGACAGGAUCAAGCAGUCUGCAGCAGGAACUAAACGCCGCGUGUUCAUCGUUGAGACUAUGGGUGGUUACUGCGGCUACCUGGCCACCAUGGCUGGUCUGGCUGCCGGGGCUGACGCUGCCUACAUCUUUGAGGACAAAUUCAACAUUAAAGACCUGGAGGUGAAUGUAGAGCAUCUUGUGGCGAAGAUGAAGACAACAGUGAAGAGAGGUUUGAUUCUCAGGAACGAGAACUCUAAUUCCAACUACACCACCGACUUCAUCUUCAACCUGUACUCAGAGGAGGGCAAAGGUAUCUUCGACUGCCGUAAGAAUGUUCUGGGGCACAUGCAGCAGGGUGGCACUCCAACGCCCUUCGACAGAAACUUUGGCACAAAAAUGGGAGCCAAGUCUGUCUUGUGGCUGACUGAGAAACUCAAGGAGUGCUAUAGGCAUGGCCGUAUCUUCGCUAACACACCAGACUCUGCCUGUGUGCUGGGCAUGAGGAAGAGGGCGCUCACCUUCCAGCCACUUGCUGAACUGAAGGGAGACACAGAUUUUGAGCACCGCAUCCCAAAGACAGAGUGGUGGCUGAAGAUUAGGCCCAUCAUGAAGAUCCUGGCCAAGUACAACAUCAAAUUAGACACAUCCGAACACACUGAUAUGGAGCAUGUGAUCAAGAAGAGGAGUCCUCUUGGGAAGUAGAGUCAGUCUGCUCUCAUAGAGCACAGGGAUAGAGCAAGGCAAAUUGUCUGUUCAAUUACAAUUUUUCUUUCUUGCCCAACUACCUGUCCACAUGCCUUGGUAAAAGAGCUGCUGUCUUACUCUCUUAUCCUGAAUGUGUGCAUCUUCGUUGAAUUUAGUGUUUUGUGGCAUUUCCAACUCUCAAAAACCUUUUCAUGAAUUAACUUUGUAGAAGAUGCAAGGUUUUAAGAAGCAGAUUAAAGAUACAUUUCA
Molecule: messenger RNA, 2664 nt
Organism: Seriola dumerili (greater amberjack)
Lineage: Eukaryota; Metazoa; Chordata; Actinopteri; Carangiformes; Carangidae
Gene: pfkma
Product: ATP-dependent 6-phosphofructokinase, muscle type-like
Exons: 22
Coding region: 70-2412 (780 amino acids)
Biological process (GO): canonical glycolysis; fructose 6-phosphate metabolic process; fructose 1,6-bisphosphate metabolic process
Cellular component (GO): cytoplasm; 6-phosphofructokinase complex; membrane
Molecular function (GO): monosaccharide binding; 6-phosphofructokinase activity; ATP binding
Source: RefSeq, a predicted model, not a curated record